AUGCAUACGAGACAUAGCGGACGCUCUUCACCGUUUUCAUUUGAUCCGGAAAUCGAACGAACAGCUCGCUCAAAUCGGGGGCAUGAGGAUGCAGCCAACAAUCCUCCACCACUAGUUCCACCACCAGCUCCUCAAUUCCCAAACAACAACAAUGGGAAUAAUGGGAAUAACAACAAUGCCGGUGCACCAAUCAUCAUACCAGUGCAACUACAACCGAAUAGAAACAAUCGUGGCCAAAAUGGUGGAAAUGGAGGAAAUUGGGCACAAAAUAUGGGAGGCAAUGUAGGAAACCACAACGGUGGUAAUGUUAGAAAUCAGAACCAAAAUCCUAGAAAUGUUGGUCCUCAAUUCAGUAAUGGUGGUCAUGGUGGUAACGAGGAUGACUGGGAUGUUGAUCAUGGAAGUGUCAACGAACUUGGUUGGAAUCAGAACCACAACGGUGGUAAUAGGCGGAAUCAAGGCAAUCGGGCUGAAAACGGGAACUACAACAAUAAUUGGAACAACUAG
This is a messenger RNA of Lactuca saligna, 507 nucleotides long. NCBI's taxonomy places the organism in Eukaryota, Viridiplantae, Streptophyta, Magnoliopsida, Asterales, Asteraceae. The record is from the annotation of a GenBank genome assembly.